CGCCUUUAGGUUCAUGCCAAGUAGCUAGCGACUCGACAGCUUCUCACUCAUUCGACUGCAUUGCCUCGACCUGAUCACCAGACGUUAGCAUACGGAAAUUUUACGAAAACCAUACCGAAACUAAGAUACAUGAAUUUCUACUUGGAGCACGUUUUGAGCGGCGACAAGGUGUACUUGGUCCGCGGGGACAACACCUUGGGCCGGAAUCCAUCCUGCACCUGGAUCAUGAACUACGAUUACAUGUCGCGGUUCCACGCCGUGAUCGUGGUCAAACGGGAGACUCUUUUCAUCAAGGAACUGGAUUCCCUUAAUGGGGUCUUCCUGAACUACAGCCGCAUCGGCAGUGAAUUGCGAGAGGUUUUCGUUGGCGAUGACAUAUCCUUUGGCGUGGAUAUUGAUCCGUCGGUGGAGCAACAGCUACCAUGGACCUUCGGUAUCUUCACCGUCAAGGCGGAGCCGGCUCCAGCGCAGAACAUGGAUCGCACCAAGAAGAACAAUAACGGUGACAAGGCCCCCCCAACCAACAAUCCCCUAAUCACAAUCAAGACCCCCACAAAGCCCACCACCAAUCCCAAUCCCACCAAUACCGCCACCACCGUUGCUGCCUCUUAAGUGUAUCAUGGUGGGAGGAGGGAGUGGUGGCAGGAAGGAUUGGGAGGGUGGGCGAACACAGCGAUUACAUUAAACGGCGGCCGAAUGCAAAUGCGCCGGCACUUGAGGACCAAAUCCGAAUCCAUUUCAAGGCGUUAAUUUGCCAAGCCCAAGAUAACAGGAGGAGAUACACCAACAAGCUCAAAAAAAAAACAGACAUGCAAAUGACCAUCCAAGGAGUCUGCCAGUUGAUCCUUGGAGUCCGGCAAAAAAAAAAAUCAAAAAAAAACAAGGACGAUGCAACAAUAACGAUUAAGGAUAGAAUUUUAGUUACGAUAGUCAAGAAUUGAGGACUGGGUUAAAUAAUUUUCUUUCCUUACUGGUUCACCCCCUUUUAUUUUUACACUUUCGGACACUUUCAAUCUUUUUUUGAUAAAAAGAUGGCGGCUAAGACGACGAACUUCCUUAAUGCCUGCCUAAAUUUUUUGUAUUUUAAAUACAACUUACACUUACUAUAUUAUCUAUUUAAUAUUGAAUAUCUUGGAUAAAUGUCACACUUAUCGGCAUAUGUAUGAUUUUCAUCAUAUAUUUGUUAUACAAUUUUUGAAAUAAAAUUGUCAAGCAAGUA
Molecule: messenger RNA, 1219 nt
Organism: Drosophila ananassae
Lineage: Eukaryota; Metazoa; Arthropoda; Insecta; Diptera; Drosophilidae
Exons: 2
Coding region: 130-612 (160 amino acids)
Molecular function (GO): protein binding
Source: RefSeq, a predicted model, not a curated record